Molecule: messenger RNA, 526 nt
Organism: Insectozyma verbasci
Lineage: Eukaryota; Fungi; Ascomycota; Pichiomycetes; Serinales; Debaryomycetaceae
Source: the annotation of a GenBank genome assembly
AUGAUAGGUGAAGCACCCAAGAGGUUAAGACAAAUACUGUCCGAUAUGUCACAAGUAAUGAGAACCAAAUUUCGACCCAUAACGACUGUUUCAAGGUAAAUUAUGUUCAAAUCAACUAGAAGUGAUCAAAUACUUAAAUAUCUAGAGACAGACAGUGUAGUUCCAUUUCCAUGACAUAGUAAUGAUCGGAAGUAUCAUACUAACAUAUUUCUAGCGUUUACAAUCAAAAAGAUUAUUUUCAAUCACACCACAAAGAUCCAAUUUAGUUGGUGAUUUAUACAUUCAACAUAUUAAAUCAUUUAAACCAAAAUCAUUAACUCAAGAAGAAAUUGAUGCUACAGUUAAAAAAUUCCAAUUACCUUCAAAACCAACCUUACCACAAGUUGAUUUAUCAAGUGAAGAAGUAAAAGCUUAUGAACAAAGUGAAGUUGAAACAGAAACAAAUGAUAAAUCAGUCGCUACUGAAGAAAAUAAAGAUAAUCAAGAUUGGUUUGUCUUUGAUGAAGUUGAAGAAGAAGCUCAUUAA